AUGGCAUAUCACAAGGCUCUUCUCAAGCUUGUCGUAAAAGAAGCUGUUCUUAUCAAACCAUCAAAACCCACUCCUUCCUCUAUUCUUUCUCUGUCUACAAUUGACAACAUACCUGACCUUAAUCGCCUAUGCCAAACCAUUCAUGUAUACCGAUCAACAAUUCAUGAUUUCCCAAAUGGGCAACUACUACAAGACCCUACUCAUGUGAUCAAAGAAGCACUCUCAAAGGCUUUGCUUUAUUAUUACCCUCUUGCAGGUAGGUUAGUAAAGCACACUGAUGGAAAACUUAGACUCAAUUGUAGUGAAGAUGGUGUUCCAUUCUUGGAGGCAAAUGCUGACUGCCACCUUUCAUCUCUACAUUACUUGGAUGGCAGUGACAUGGAAUAUGCAAAACAUUUAGUGUUUGAUCUUCCUUCUCAAGAUGAAAAUGGUUACCAAUACCCCUUGGUGUUCAAGGUGACAAAAUUUCCAUGCGGUGGUUUCACAAUUGGAAUGGGAUUGUCACAUGCUGUUUGUGACGGCAUUGGAGCAUCUCAGUUAUUCAGAGCCAUCAUUGAACUUGUAAGGGGAAAAAGCGAGCCUUCUGUGAAGCCUGUGUGGGAGAGAGAGAAACUAGUUGGAUCAAUCACCGAACAACCAUUGCAAAUGGAUUCUGUGGAUGAAUCUUCAGCUGCAGUUUCACCCUUUCUACCGACUAAAGUUCUUCUGAAUGAAUGCAUUAAGGUGGAUAGUGAGAGCAUUAGAAGACUCAAGAUGAGUUUGAUGAAGGAAUGUGACAAUGUUGAAAACUUCACAAGUUUUGAAUCACUUGCUGCGUAUGUGUGGAGAUCAAGAGCUAGAGCCUUAGAAUUGAGCUAUGAUGGGAAAAUCAUGCUAAAUAUCACAGUUGGGGUGAGAAGGCACAUGAUGGAUCCUCCUUUGCCUAAAGGGUAUUAUGGGAAUGCUAUUGUGGAUGCAGAAGUUAUCUUAACAGUGAGAGAACUCAAUGAAAAACCACUUUCUGAGGUUGUGAAGCUCAUCAAAGAAAGCAAGAAGGUUGCUUUUAACAGUGAUUAUGUUAGAAACUUUAUCAACACUCUAGAGACAGAACAAGAGGAUUUUAACAUUGAAGGAACUGGUGCAUUCACAACUAUGACUGAUUGGAAGCACUUGGGUUUCUUGGAAAAUGUAGAUUUUGGAUUUAAGGAACAAGUGAAUACUGUACCUGCACCAUGUGACAUGUUUGGGUCAGUGGAUUUAUGCAUUUUCUCACCUCUUAGUAAAGUGGAUUCUUCAAUGAAAGGAGGAGUGAGGAUUUUUGUGUCCCUUCCUAGUGCUGCCAUGAUCAAGUUCAAGGAGGAGAUGGAGGAUCUCAGCCUUUUGAAUUGA
Abrus precatorius (Indian licorice) is the source of this 1368-nucleotide messenger RNA. Its product is annotated as spermidine coumaroyl-CoA acyltransferase-like. The record is from RefSeq and is a predicted model, not a curated record. NCBI's taxonomy places the organism in Eukaryota, Viridiplantae, Streptophyta, Magnoliopsida, Fabales, Fabaceae. The transcript has a single exon. Bases 1 to 1368 code for a protein of 455 amino acids.